CUGAGAUUGAACGAACGGUUCACCAAUGUCGUCGUCGACGGGUAUCGAGUCCAAUGACGACGCUGUGCUGGUGUCUGGGCCCAAUGCACCGACGGAUACUCCGAGCAUCAGUGUCAGUCCCAAUGGCAGUGACAAUGGCAUUGGCAUUGGCAGUGAGCCAGCAGAGGAGGCGCAAACCGAAGCCGAAGAACAGCUGUCCGCUCCCAGCCAGCCAACGGCACCCGCCAGCAAUACCUCUGUCGCUGAAUCACCAUCUUCAUCAUCAUCAUCCUCUGCGGAUACCGCCUUGGGCAGCCAGCCGAUUGAUCCGUUGACAAAAUCCGCCGCAGAGCAGCAGCAGCAGCAGCAGCAGCAACUGGCGUCAGCUGCUCUGACUCAGCAGCACCAGCAGCAGCGCGCUCCGGCAGUCGACGCAGCUCCAUUCGCAGAUGCCUCGUGGGCACCAUCCUCGCGCAGCACCACCGCGGCGGCCGUCUCGUCACCAACCAAGCUCGCCGAGGGCAAAAACCAGAGCGUUCGUGAUGCUGCCGCCGCUGCCGCUCCUGGUUCCGCUGGUCCAGCCGCCGGUCCGCUCUCCGCAUUGACGUCGCUGUCGGUCGACUUUGGCUCCUUGUUUAGCUUUGGAAGCAAGCUCAGCUCUGCGGCGCCGGCGGCAGCAGGAGCGGCCCCGACUGCGAGUGCUUCGUUGUCGACCAGCCCUGCGAUUGUCGUUGCUCCCAGCUCGACAGCCGCAUCGGGUCACACGCCACCUCUGCCGACAACGAGCACGGCAGGCACUCCUGCGUGGCCUAACACGGCUGCUGGAGGUGCGCCUGGCACGCAGAAGCCGGCCGUUUCCUCGAUUCCGGCGUACCGACUGAUUGAGCGACGUAAUCUGUUCAUUGUGCUGAAGUUCACCAUCAAGCGGCUGAUCGAGUCGACGGUUGGCUUUGGCAAGCCAGUCGACGAAACCCAUGAACCUUUGCAGCAAAUGUGCGCCGUCCUCGAGCAUAUUUUGCAUCAUGGGCUGAAAGUGAAACGCAGCUUGCUUGGCGACCGCCGCGAUCCCUUCGGCUGCAUUGAGGCAUUGGAAAAAACCUUCCCUUUGUCGGCGACCGCAAUCAACAACAUUCGCGGAAUGAGUUCGAUCAAAACGCAAACUGGCAAAGUGCGAGCGUGGUUGCGACAGUCGCUCAUGGAGAAGCGCCUUUCCGAGUAUUUCCGUGCCAUGAUUGAAAAUCGACCCGUGCUGUGGGAGUGGUAUGACGACUAUGCCUUGGUUUGCUCCGACGAGGCCAACGUUAUCUGUGGCUUGUUGGUCAGCAUUAACGUGAUUGAUUUUAACAUUUUCUUCCGUGGCGAAGAACUUGAUGCCUUGCCUUCGGUGAUUGACUAUGGCCGCCACAUGAAAGAAGCCAGCGCGGCGCUGCUUGAGCGAACACACGCUGGAAGUGAUGCGAGUGGCCGAGGUCGAUCUGCGAGUCGUACGAGCAUUAGUAGCAAUCGAACGUCAACAGUGGACUUGGAGGAUGACGCGGACAAUGGCCGAGUCCGGUCUCUGUCGACGCUCAGCGACCACCCGCCUGUCGUGGUGACUGGCAGCUCUGAACCGAGCUCUGCUUCGCAGUCGACGAUUGCCCGGCUCUUGGACCAAAAGAACUUUCUCGAGGAGACGCUGCGCAAUAUGGAGCUAGGUCUUUCGGACACUUCCAGCAAGCUGCAGACUGCCCAGUCGGAACGUUCCGAAUUGGCCGUUCAGCUCCAAGCGGCUGGCAAGGCGAAUUUGGCGCUCAAGCAAGAGAUGGAGCGCUUGCAAAAGGAGUUUGCUGCGGCAAGCGAUUCUCACAAGCGACAGGACGAUCAUGCCAAAGCCGAUAUGACCCUCGAGCGUGAAACCUACCGAAAGACCAACGCCGACCUCGAUUUGAUGUACAAUGCCAUCAAGAAGCAGCUCGAGGCGGAAAUUCGACAACGUCAAGCUGUGGACAAGGAGCUGCAGAAUGAGGCUCAGCGCCGAUCGGAUGGAGAGCAGCAAAUCGUCAACCUAUUGGCGCAACUGCAGGAUUCGCGAGACACGAUUGAUGCGUUGCGGCAGCAGCUGUCCGACGUGAAGGGCUUCAAUCUUGAAAUGUUGGAGACAGUCAAGAGCGCCAAGGAAGAAGUGUCGCUGCGAACCAGCGAGCUGGCUGUCAUGGCUGAGAAUGCGUGGUCGAAAACCCAGACCGCAGAGCGUCUGACUGCACAGCACGACGCGCUCGCAAAUGAGCACCAACUUCUGACGCAAGAGUGCGCUCGAGUCUCUCAGCGUCUGGCCGAGGUGGAGGAGCAUGUUGUGGCGGCCAACACCGAUCUCACGAUUGAAAAGCAGUGGCGUGAGGCCAUGCAGACCGACUUGGAACGCGAAAAGUCGGCACGCGCAAAGGCAGAAUCAACACUCGUAAAGACCCAGUCGCAAAUGGCCGCGCUCGAUGUCCAAGUCGCCGGACUGCUCGCGGAAAAGGCAGAAUUGAUGCGCAAACUGCAGGAGCAAGAAUCCGCCUUGAUCGAUCUCGGCGGUGCGUUGAGCAAGUCUGCCGUCAAGAUUGACAACUUGGCCCAGAUUCAAGAGUCGAUUCGCACGAAAACCUGGGACGAGGAUAGCGAGGUCAAGAACUGCCGUCGCUGCAACAAUGCCUUUUCCAUGGCGCGUCGUCGGCAUCAUUGCCGUAAUUGCGGAGGUAUCUUUUGCCAAGAUUGCUCAAACAGCAAGAUUCCGCUGAUGAACUCUGCCAAAGCCAAGCGCGUCUGCGACGAGUGCCAUACUUUGCUUCUGCAGCAGUACACUGCCCGUUGAGUUUCGUUGUUGCGUGCAUCCUGCGCUAGUGUGUAAUAAACCAAGUGCGGGUUGAUUUCCG
Messenger RNA from Capsaspora owczarzaki ATCC 30864, 2873 nucleotides. RefSeq lists its product as hypothetical. Gene Ontology annotation, molecular function: metal ion binding. The record is from RefSeq and is a predicted model, not a curated record. Lineage: Eukaryota; Filasterea; Ministeriida; Capsasporidae. The transcript is spliced from 6 exons. Bases 26 to 2812 code for a protein of 928 amino acids.